This is a messenger RNA of Eurypyga helias (sunbittern), 1533 nucleotides long. RefSeq names its product centrosomal protein 120kDa (gene CEP120). Gene Ontology annotation, biological process: interkinetic nuclear migration; positive regulation of centriole elongation; centrosome cycle. NCBI's taxonomy places the organism in Eukaryota, Metazoa, Chordata, Aves, Eurypygiformes, Eurypygidae. The transcript has 11 exons. The record is from RefSeq and is a predicted model, not a curated record. Gene Ontology annotation, cellular component: centriole; centrosome. The coding region runs from base 37 to 1533 and encodes 498 amino acids.
UACUCGUAUCCAUUUUUUGGCAGUGCAGCGCCUAUUAUGACAAGCCCACCUGUAGAAGUCAGAAAGAACAUGGAAGUCUUUCUUCCACAGUCCUACUGUGCAUUUGACUUUGCAACUAUACCUCAUCAGCUUCAAGAUACAUUCUUCAGAUUACCUCUGCUGGUUGAAUUGUGGCACAAGGACAAAACAGCGAAAGAUUUACUCCUAGGAUUGGCAAGACUUCAGCUUUCAGAUGUUUUGGCUUCGGAAAAAACCCGAUUCUUGGGUGGUAGUGGUGAACAAUGCUGGCGUCAGACUUAUAAUGAAACAGUCAGUGUCACAGCAGCACAAGGGUCAGGCAACAAAAUAGCAGAGCUUUCAUAUGCUAUCACUUUGGAAGACUACGGACUUGUGAAAAUGCAAGAAAUUCUGCUGUCGGAUUCUUCUCAAUGUUUAGGUGAUGGUCAGCAGCAGCAUGUCCCACACACACAGCCUCGUGUACCAGAAAAUAAUCCAGAACCUCGAGAGACUCUAGAAUACAAAGCAGCAUUGGAGUUAGAAAUGUGGAAGGAAAUGCAAGAGGACAUUUUUGAAAAUCAGCUUAAAAGGAAGGAAAUGGCCCAUAUGGAAACACUUGCAGAAGAAUGGAAGAAAAGAGAUAGAGAGAGAGAAGCAUUAGUGAAGAAAAAGGUAGCAGAAUAUACUGUGUUGGAAGAAAAACUUCAUAAAAACCUGAGGGAUCUAGAUAAGAGAGAACGACAGCUUUUUAGUGCUGAAUCAGAGCUUCAAAGAGUAAAGAAGGAGUUGCAAGCAGAGCACGAACGACAUCUUCAGGAGCUACAGGAUUCUGUGCGACGAGCCAGGGAAGACUCUGCACACCAGGUUGAGCUAGAAAGGUCAAAAAUCAAACAGGUGGAACAAGACAAGCUUCGCUUACAGCAGCAGCUUUAUGAAGCAGAAAAUAAGCAUAAAAUGUUGGAGAAGGAGUUCCAGCAGUACAAAGAACAGCAAAGUAACAAACCAGAAACCCAGCUACAAUCGGAAAUAACUCUUCUCACUUUGGAAAAGGUUGAACUUGAAAGAAAGUUAGAGUCGGCUACCAAGUCAAAGCUCCACUACAAACAACAAUGGACAAGGGCUUUGAAAGAACUUGCAAGGUUUAAACAGCGCGAACAAGAAAAUGCAAUGGCUCACCUUAAAAAGCAGCAACAAGAGCUGGAGCACUUGAGGUUGCGCUAUUUGGCAGCGGAAGAAAAAGAGCUGGGGAAAACAGACCGACAAGAGUUGGAGGAUAUCAGAAAUGAACUUAACAGGCUAAAGCAACAAGAAGAAGAGAGAAAGCAAUUGCAAGAUGUUAGAGAUAAUUCUGCUGGUAGAGUGGAUAGUCUUCAUUCUAGAAAACUGAAUGAGAAUAUGGGUGACUAUCUCUCCCGUCUGAUAGAAGAGAGGGACACCCUGCUGAGAACGGGAGUGUACAGUCAUGAAGACCAUAUUGUAAGUGAGCUUGAUCGUCAAAUCAGAGAGGCUAUUGCAAAAGGGAACAUCACUAAGUAA